This is a messenger RNA of Oryzias melastigma (Indian medaka), 873 nucleotides long. RefSeq names its product urokinase plasminogen activator surface receptor. The transcript has 5 exons. The record is from RefSeq and is a predicted model, not a curated record. Bases 97 to 714 code for a protein of 205 amino acids. NCBI's taxonomy places the organism in Eukaryota, Metazoa, Chordata, Actinopteri, Beloniformes, Adrianichthyidae.
GGAGCAAAGCCUUUGGACACGCCUUCCUCCAGAGUUACUGCUCAUAUUGCAUGAAAAGAAGAACAGAAGCUCACUUCUGCAUUACUGAAGAGGAACAUGCAUUUCUUCAUCGUGCUUCUCGGGAUUUGGAUCCUCCCAAGGGCGGAUGCUCUGAAAUGUUAUGAGUGCAUACCAGAGCUGGCCGGAGAAGCCUGCACUAAACAGACAGAAUGUUCUUCAGCUCAACAAUGUGCUUCAAUUAGAGAAGUCAACCAUGAAGGUGGUGCUGCAAAAGGUGUUAUUCUCUCAAGGCGUUGUAUUAAGUCUGAUGAAUGCGGCGAAUCUUCCUUCAGCUACGGUGAUGUGAAAACAUAUUUCAAGGUUGAUUGCUGCAACACAGACCUCUGCAACACCAAACCUGCAAGCGAGCCCACCAAAUAUACUCCAAACAAAAUGAAGUGCUUCGGCUGUGUUGGUCUACCAUGCAACAGAACUCUGAACUGUGAGAAGAACCAGGACCGCUGUCUUAUAUCAUCAGUGACUAUUCAAGGAAAGACAACAACUGCAAAAGGCUGUGCUACAAGCAAUAUCUGUUCUAAUCCAACAUUUCUACAGGAGAAUAAAAAUGUAGGUGAAAUAGAAAGAUGCUGCGAGGGCGAAUACUGCAACAGCGCCACCACUGCCACCGCCAGCCUUUUGGCAGUGCCGUUGAUCUCUUUGGUUUUGUUUUCAUAAGUGAUGAAACAGAUGACCUUCUCAUUUUUGUUUGCAUUCUGUCGUGGUGCAACAAAUUAAAUUAAAAUUAAAUGUGUAAAAUAAAUACUCAGUACUUUGAAAUUGUGCAAAACUUAAAAUGUUAUUUUUAGUAGUUUGUACUGUAAAGUUGAUGUUUUU